AUGAAGAUCUUCUCGCUAUAUGGAUCAAUUCAAAAGAACCUUUUUCCUUGUGGCGACGACGUUUGCUCGUAUGCAAAUCUCUUACGCGCCAUGUUCGCUUCUACAUCAACGUCUUACCUCAACAAACCGCCUACCGAAGGUCCCAAAGAUCGGCGAUACGACAACCAGAAUUCACCCAUUAUCGUCGUAUUAUCAACCGAUACAGCCCCAAAUCAGCUUUGA
Molecule: messenger RNA, 222 nt
Organism: Protopolystoma xenopodis
Lineage: Eukaryota; Metazoa; Platyhelminthes; Monogenea; Polystomatidea; Polystomatidae
Source: the annotation of a GenBank genome assembly